GUUGCUGCAGAGGAGAUAUUUCGCGCAAAUUUCAACGGGCUAUUGUCCGUUUCAGAUAGAGAACUAACUUAGUCAAACUGGUGACAGUUUUCUGAUUUUCUUGAUUUAAGCGUAACUUAAAUAUAAAGUAAGUUAGGUUAGCUGCUGAAGACGUGCUUAAAUUAAAAUGAUGGAUGAGAAGGACGCGUAUGCACAGAGGCUGAAAGCAGCUGUUCACUACACGGUCGGUAGACUCUGUCAGCAGGUAGCCGCAGACCAUGAGAAAGAAUUCAGCCGGCAAGCGAUAGCAGCUCUCGCAGAAAUCACAUUCAGGCAGUGUGAUAUAUUUGCCACAGACCUGGAAGCGUUUGCGAAACACGCCAAACGGCAGACCGUGACAGUGGACGACGUAAAACUUCUAGCAAGAAGGAGCACGGCACUGUCAAAUUACAUCCAGCAGAAGAGUGAGGAACUAGCACUAAACAAUCAGGAACAGAAGGAGAGGAGGAAGAAGAACGCUGCCAAGAGGAAGACUAAGAGCACAGAAGAGAAUGAGGCAGAUGUGGCAAUGGAGACCUAGGACAAAAGUGACUGCCUCAUUACCUGACAGGUGUAGGAGAACUGAAUCUUAAUAGCACACAUAUACUAAAUAUGGUCAAUUACAUUGUUUUUCUUGAGGACGCUGACUUAAUAUGAAGAGAAAUGAGGAAUGUCAAUUAACUACUCACAGACAUGCAUCCAGG
Messenger RNA from Colossoma macropomum (tambaqui), 722 nucleotides. It is a transcript of the gene cenps, whose product is annotated as centromere protein S. Lineage: Eukaryota; Metazoa; Chordata; Actinopteri; Characiformes; Serrasalmidae. Gene Ontology annotation, biological process: resolution of meiotic recombination intermediates; replication fork processing. Gene Ontology annotation, molecular function: chromatin binding; protein heterodimerization activity. The transcript is spliced from 5 exons. The record is from RefSeq and is a predicted model, not a curated record. The coding region runs from base 167 to 559 and encodes 130 amino acids. Gene Ontology annotation, cellular component: Fanconi anaemia nuclear complex; FANCM-MHF complex.